AUGGCACAGAGUCGUCACAAAUCCCACGCGGAUGUUAGGAGAAGAGCAUUAGAGUUUCAAGUAGAUGAUUGGGUUUACUUGAAAUUUUCACCCAUGAAUGGUGUUAUGAGGUUUGGUAAGAAAGGGAAGGUGAUUCGCCGUUAUAUUGGACCUUAUAGAAUGACAAAGAGAAUUGUCAAUGUAGCUUAUGAGUUGGAGCUACCACAAGAGUUAGCAGUGGUUCAUUCGAUAGUUACGACUAGAGGAACAAAUGUGGAAACACAAGCACCGGUAAGACAGGGUGCUCCUGCACCAACUAUUGGGGCUAAAACUCUAGGGGAGCAGCUGCGAGAGGCCGCAAUAGACACCUUGGGAGAAGGAAUACUUGAGGCAAAGGACAAGCACCUGGUCGAGCUAGCGACGCAGUGCGUGUUUUCUGACCAAGGCCAGGCACCCCAAGGUUUUCGGCACCAGCACAUUGAUGUACAGUGGUUUCACGGAAAGGUGUCCAAAACCAAAUCGCAGAAGGCCGCUGAGAUUUAG
Molecule: messenger RNA, 522 nt
Organism: Solanum pennellii
Lineage: Eukaryota; Viridiplantae; Streptophyta; Magnoliopsida; Solanales; Solanaceae
Exons: 4
Coding region: 1-522 (173 amino acids)
Source: RefSeq, a predicted model, not a curated record